UGCUCCAACUCUGCAAACCGAUGAACACGCGUCUGCGAUUAACACUCGGGAGUUUAACUCGGUCACGAACAAUGAGAUGCUUCGCGGUCUUCGCACUCUUUCACUUACUGCAAGUUUGUGUGUCUCAGGCCGCCUUGUUCCAGUCUCCGCCGAUCCAGACCGUCCGUGUCGGAGGUCAGGCCAUCCUGAAUUGUAGCCGGGAUCGGGGUGCGCAUGCUAUGAUAAACUGGUAUAAACGGAGCAACCAAAGGCAUCUGCAGUUCGUUUACAGUGUGGGCAGAUUCGUGGAAGCGGAGGGGCGGUUCUCGGGGCAGGUGGACGUAAAAUCAGCCACUUACUCCCUGGUGAUUGAAAACGUCCAGCGAAAUGAUUCUGGGAUCUACUUCUGCGCAGAUCAGCUCAUCGGCGAGUUCGGCAAUGGAUCCAAUCUAGUGGUCACAGCCCAGCCUCCCACGAUAUACCUGUUAGCACCGCAAGCGGAUGAAAUUCCCCGGAUGCAACUGGUGACCUUGAUGUGUUUGGUGAGAGGCGUGUCUUCCCAUUCCAUGAACAUCCGAUGGAACAUAUCGGGAAAUACCAGAGAAGGUCUCGUUGAUCCCCCGAUAUUUGAUCCGGACGGAGGAUACAGCGUUAGCAGCCGCUUCCAGAUCCCGGCGGAAAGAUGGCGUAGCGGCGUCGUCUGCACUUGCGCCACUGGACACCUGGUCAGUGACAGUGUCUCCGCUCAGAAAGACAGCGUGCAGGUCGAACUCUGUCAUAUGCUUACAAUUGGCCUGGCGGCGACACUCGUGUUCCUUGCUGUAGGGGCGUCCACGGUGGCUAUUAGGAAGUGUCGGAAAGAACGCGAACCAGUAAAAGGAGAAACGGCAAGCAAAAUCACCAACACCCGGCGAAAGGAUCGAGAACGUGAUAUCUACGCUCAGCUGGCGAUUGAUGCUAACUGAUCUGGAAAGGCAGAGUGAAUAUUAUGCUCCAUGAAAAGCGACAGAUUUAGACCUUGUUUCGUAUGUGCGGAGCAAGAACAGUAACGGAGUAGUAAAGAGUCGUGUGAGUAACGGCACAAGCUGAGCAACUUGCAGUGCGAAAGCGACAAACCGGACCCGCCGAGACGUAAACCCGCAAACUCGAAAGAAAGCCCGCACGCAGGUGGUCCAAUUGAUUCACAGCGCCAUCGAUCGGCUGCAUGAGCGCUUGUCAUAUUCCCAGAUCUCUCCAUCCGAAGCCGAACUCUGAGCUCCUUCACUCUGACCAAUGGGUAAUAAUGAACAACGGUUAAUCUGUUGUCCCAUCCCUGAUUACGUACAGCUUGCUGCAAUUAAAACUAACCCUUGUCAUAACUACUGCUUCAAUAAAUUAUAA
Mobula hypostoma (lesser devil ray) is the source of this 1359-nucleotide messenger RNA. RefSeq lists its product as uncharacterized. The coding region runs from base 21 to 944 and encodes 307 amino acids. Gene Ontology annotation, molecular function: peptide antigen binding. NCBI's taxonomy places the organism in Eukaryota, Metazoa, Chordata, Chondrichthyes, Myliobatiformes, Myliobatidae. The record is from RefSeq and is a predicted model, not a curated record. The transcript is spliced from 6 exons.